Molecule: messenger RNA, 624 nt
Organism: Owenia fusiformis
Lineage: Eukaryota; Metazoa; Annelida; Polychaeta; Sabellida; Oweniidae
Source: the annotation of a GenBank genome assembly
GGACCAACAUGUAUAGAUGUGCCGAAUAUUGGUGAACAAUGCUUCUGUAGUAAGCCAGGAUUGAAGGGAGAGGCGUUCAAUUGUACAGAUAUUGAUGAGUGUGUGAAUGUCUUACCUUAUCCAUGUGACCCGGUUGCCUCAUGUACGAAUACACCUGGCUCGUUCGAGUGUGGUACCUGUCCUAGUGGUUAUACAGGUGACGGGUUGGAGUGCGAGGAUAUCAAUGAAUGUAAUUCUACAUCCGGACCGUGUUUAGUGCUUGCAGAUUGCAUUAACAAUGAUGGCUCUUUUGAGUGUGUAUGUAAACCUGGCUAUACAGGAGAUGGUAUCGUAUCCUGUGAUGAUAUCGAUGAAUGUGAUGGAUUCAACACAUGUGAUAACAAUACAGUUUGUAAUAACACAGUUGGAUCCUAUGAAUGUGUUUGUGACGAUGUUUGUCAAGUACUAGAUGUUAAUGAAUGCGACAAAGGACUCGAUGAAUGUGACAUAAACGCUAAUUGCAAAAAUGAACCAGGCUGGUACACAUGCAGUUGUGUAAACGGGUACUAUGGGGAUGGGUUUACAUGUACGAACAUUAACGAGUGCCUCCAAGAACCGUUUCCUUGUGACCCAAAUGCCGACUGU